This is a messenger RNA of Phytophthora infestans T30-4, 459 nucleotides long. RefSeq lists its product as uncharacterized. Bases 1 to 459 code for a protein of 152 amino acids. NCBI's taxonomy places the organism in Eukaryota, Oomycota, Peronosporomycetes, Peronosporales, Peronosporaceae. The record is from RefSeq and is a predicted model, not a curated record. The transcript is spliced from 2 exons.
AUGGCGCGUACUGAGACUCCCGUUCGAGAGCGGAUAGCAAAACUUAAAACGUGGCGAGAUCACUCCGAUUGGAGCGCAGGCAAAGCCGCUAAGGAGCUAAACGUGCUGAAGCCGACGCUUCUAUCAUGGAAGAAAACAUAUUGGCAUAAACUCGAUACUUAUGAGCCUGGGGACGCCAAGCGCGAAAAGGGAGGCGGGCGUAAGCACAGGAUGGAAACCGGCACUACUGUAACAACCACGUACAACUACGUCACGAAGCCUCGUCAGGCUAACGUUGUCGACUGUGCAGUGUACGCACUCCACUACAUGCAUGCCGUAAUGAAGUUUAUUAUCAAGCAUCGUCCAGAAUCGCUUCUCGAGCACAUGCCGUCGCUGACGACAAGCACAUUCAACGUAAAGAAGGCUUCGGCUUCGCGAGCCAAAAUCCUCUCGACACUAGCGAGCUUGCAAGCGCAAUAA